This is a messenger RNA of Maylandia zebra (zebra mbuna), 1064 nucleotides long. Its product is annotated as CD209 antigen-like protein C. The record is from RefSeq and is a predicted model, not a curated record. Lineage: Eukaryota; Metazoa; Chordata; Actinopteri; Cichliformes; Cichlidae.
UUCAUCUGUCCUGUGCUGCAGAGCUGAGCUCUAAGUAAUAAUCUGCAUCUGAACCAUGGAGGAAAUUUAUGUCAAUGUUGAAUACCCCAAGCAUAACAAUUCAAAACCUUCACCAGGUCACACAGGAACAAGCGGCUGUGAUAGGAGUUCCCAUUUAGGAAUUAUUAUCUGUCUGGGAAUGCUGAGUGUUUUCCUGCUGAUUGGACUCAUCACCCUCGGUGUUUACUAUCAUGUCUCAGCUACAAAUCUCUCUGCUGAGUCUAACAAGCUUUCUGCUAUAACUGAAGAGAGAGACCUUCUUAAGGCAAAUCUCUCUGCUGUGAGUAACAAGCUUUCCUCCAUGACUGAGGAGAGAGACCUUCUGCAGGCCAACCUCACUGAAACCACCAAAGAGCUGAAGAACCUUCAGAGUUUGUCCAAACAGAAGAAAGUGUGUCCUGAAGGAUGGAUCAUGUUCAGUCAUAGCUGUUAUGUAUUAUCUGAAAAGCUUGGUUCCUGGGAUGAAGGUAGAGACGACUGCAGAAGCAAAGGAGCAGAUCUGGUGGUGAUAGAAAGCCUUGAAGACAAGGCAUUUAUAUCUAGUUACAUUAAGGAAUAUGCUUGGAUUGGUUUGAAUGACAAGGAAGAGGAAGGAAAUUGGAAAUGGGUCGAUGGAACUCCACUGAAUCUAAAGAACUGGAUGGCAAAACAACCGGAUAACGGUGGUGGAAACCCAAAGUGGGGUGAAGAGGACUGCGUUCAAGUAGAAACUGAUGCAUCGUGGAAUGAUCUUUCAUGUUCAGCCUCUAUAAAAUGGAUCUGUGAAAAACAUACAACAGAAUAAUUCAUUGACCACUGUCUGACAUGUAUUUACUAAUUCAGCUGUGCCUUUUAUUUUAUCCUACAUGUCAUUUUCACUCCAUUUUAACUUCUUCUUUUUUUGUAGCUAAAAAUGUGCAACCUUUUAAAUCUAAAGUUAUGUUUAUGCCAGUAGAAAUACCAGAUACUUGUGGAAGUGUUGUGUGUUUUCCAAUAUCAUUUAAAAAAAAUCAAUCCCUUGUUAGGGAACAAAUAAAAAAUAAAGU